AUGGCCACAACUUUCGUAUCCGGCGUCACCUUUGGGGCUUCCAUGUUGGCCGCGGGCUUCCAUCACCCUUCCAUCGUCGUUUCGCAGUUGAAAUUUGAUAACUGGCAUAUGGUCCAGACCUUUAUGACGGCGACGGCUGGCAGUGCAGCCAUCUACACCGUCCUCGAACGUCUGGCUUAUCUCAGCCUCACACCCCGAAGCAACUCCCCCCUCAGCCUCUUCUCCAAGUAUGAUGGCAACAUCAUUGGCGGGUCCAUGCUGGGCAUCGGCAUGGCCCUGUCGGGAGCCUGCCCGGGAACGCUGGUCGUGCAGAUGGGCGCCGGCGUGAGUGCCGGAUACCUGUCGUUCCUGGGUGCCGUGGCCGGCGGUAUCAUCUGGAGCGGGUAUCUGAGCGGAGCCGUCAAGAGGCGGAACGAUAAGGAAGGGACGAGGACCGAGAUCAACACCCUGAUGGACCAGACGGGGCUUCCCAGGAUGGCCGCCUUCUGUCUCUUCGAGGCUGCGGCGCUGGCUCUCGUCGGCGUCACCACCGUGUACACCCCCGCUGCGUCGGAGCCCGAGAUUCUCGGCAUCGUGGGCGGCUUGCUCAUCGCCGGCGCCCAGCUGGUAUCCAUGCUAUCCCGCCGUUCCAUGCUGGGCAUCUCAGGCAGCUACGAGGAGAUGGGCAAGCUCUUCUGGUGGGCAGUCGCCGGGGCUGACCCCGUGGACAAGCCUGGUCAUGGCAAUAUCCUCUUUUCCAUGGGCGUCCUCAGUGGUGCAUACCUGCUUGGCCGCAUAAUGCCCGAGCUGGUAGGGGCCCCUGCGUCCGAGCCAUCACCUGUCCUCGCCGUCGCGGGCGGUAUCCUCAUGGUCAUCGGGUCACGUACGGCUGGCGGUUGCACUUCCGGUCACGGAAUCAGUGGCCUGUCGCUGCUGUCGACGUCGAGUGUCGUGACCAUUGCCAGCGCCUUUGCUGCGGGAAGACUAGUCGCAACCGUGGCUCUGUGA
Messenger RNA from Geosmithia morbida, 987 nucleotides. RefSeq names its product Pfam:DUF395. The transcript has 2 exons. The record is from RefSeq and is a predicted model, not a curated record. The coding region runs from base 1 to 987 and encodes 328 amino acids. Lineage: Eukaryota; Fungi; Ascomycota; Sordariomycetes; Hypocreales; Bionectriaceae. Gene Ontology annotation, cellular component: plasma membrane.